UGACACUAUCAAAAUGGAUUUCGUAUCUUUCCUGUCUUUUGGGAUAUAUUUUAUCCGUAUGUGUAAAAUAUAUCCAAAGUGCGCAUGAUGAAUUCCAGGAACAGCUAUCUAUUUAGGUGGAUUGCACCGAGUGUAGUUUUAAUUUUUAUCUCUACUUAUUAUUCACGUGACAAGUUAUGUUUUCAAAUUUAGGUUCAAAUUUUGUAAUUUCCUAAUGUUCACUGAAUGGGUUUAGGCAAGAGUCUGGUUUUCUUAUCAAACAUUCUCAUUCUUUACAUUACAAGUAGGAGGUUCUACUCUUCUGUCCAUGAUUUCGUCAAGAUUGUAUUAAGUGUUUUGAAAAGUCUUAAUGAUGAAGAUGUAUUACAAGAAGUUUGUAAAGAAAUAAUCGAAAAGUGGUCAGAGGCCCAAGAUGUUGAAAUCAGUGAGAAGAAAGAAGAUGAGAUCCAAGCCAUUACGAACAUAAUUGAAAAGCAGGCACAGAUUGUCGUGAAACCUAAGGAGGUCUUGAAGGAGGAUACACUUCAGAAAGCUGCUCUCCUGGCACAAUAUGCUGAAGUGACAGAUGAUGAGGAUGAAGUAAAUGUACAUGAAGAUUUGGGAGCAGCAGCAAUGCCUAUUGCUUCUAAUAAAUCUUUGUUCAAAAAUACAAACCUGGAAGAUGUUAUGAAUGCUCGUAAGCUGGAAAGAGAACAUCUACGUGAUGAAUCCCAGCGAAAGAAAGAGCGGGACAAAUUCCAGCGAGAGAAAGACAAGUUGACCAAGCAAGAACGCAAGGAGAAAGAGAAGAAGAGGACACAAAAAGGCGAGAAGAAGCGGUAGCCAAGAACAGCUGCUGGACUUUCUUCCCCUCCAUUAUGUAAAAGAUGGCACAGCAUGCACGUUCAGCCAGAGUGAUCAGCAGACAGAAGCUUUUUGAACAUUUUUUUUUUUCAAAGCAGCAGCAUGCACUUGGCAAGAUUUGCAGGGAGAGGGGAUGGUUUCUCUCUCAUGAUAAAAACUUUGAUUUAAAAUUUUGUGUAUACAAUUUUGCUGUCCAAGCAUUUGGCUGAAUUGUCAUAGCCAAAAUGUAUAACCAAAGAACUGGUGAAUUUUUGUUUUUCCUCCUUGUCAUUUUCUCUUCUUAUAAGUAUUUUCAUGAAAACUGUAAAGUUAAGGAACUUCUAUAAUAUUCAGUCUACCCAAAGAUUACUUAUAGGUGGUGGAAUUGUUGAGGAAAAAUUUGGUUUUGCUACAUGUAUUUGUCAAGAAGAGAUAAUACACCAUGAUGAGCAUAUAAGAUUGGAUUUAGAUCAAUGCAGUAAACAUCUGACAUCAAAUGUGAGACAACAUAUUUCAUUUGUUGAGGAUUGGCCUAAUGAAUUUUUGUGUGACUUCAGCAAAGGUGUAUUGUUCCUACCUUAGGUAAAGUUCUGUGAAUUUAACUAGUAUGUUACAUGCUUGUUCGCUUGCUCCAUGCAUUCUUUAUAAUCUACCAUAUUUAUCCCAAACAAAGACUACUAAAUUCAAUAUGAUUUCUAUCUCUCUGCAAAGAUCCUUAAUGUUUAUAAUAAUAAUUUUAGCAAAUCUCAGAUGACUUCCAUUUUAGAAGGAAAGUAUUUUGGAACAAGAAGAAUUUUCCUUUCAUAGAAAUACAAUGUUUUGUAUUUGUAUGUGUACACAUUGUGUUUGUAGCAGUGAAGUCUCUGCUUAAGUUUUGCUAUAAUGCAGAAGCAUGGUCAUCUUAAUGACAUGGGGCCUAACGUUAUUGCUUUGCUUUCCUCUUUAUUAUAAUAGGUGCUCCCAAAGCAUCUUUUUUUUAUCCUGCUACUUAUCCUAUUAUUGUUUUAUAGUGUUAGUACAGCAUCAACAUUUCAGCAUCCAGGAUUCUGGCUACUUGAUUCCAGACUUGAUACAAUGAAUACUACCCCUGUUUGAUGCAGUCACUCUCUUAAAUGUUUUAGAGUAAUUGCUGUACCUUCCUAAUUAUCAUCUUUUCCUUGCUGAUACAUUAACUGAUGAUUUAUUGAAAGUUGAAGGCCAAGAACAGGAGAACAUCAUGUAAAGGAAGGCUAUAUUAAUUUGCCCCAUUCUUUUAUUUAUUACAAUAGGUCUUAGUAUUAAUUGCAACAUUUAAUCAUUUUGAGAUAUUAGCAAAGACAUACUUAAAGUGACAAUAAAGUUAUUCUAUUCUAAUAACUAUCUGAUCACAAAUAAAAUAUUUCUAACAUUUUGUUGAAAGAACUCACUACUUGAUCUCUUACUUGAUUAAUACUGUGUUUGAAUAACUUCAUGUCUUGAGAUUUUUUAAGGAUACAGCUGUUGUGACAUAUACUGUUGGCAUUGCGGUCAAAUCAUAUUCUUUACAUUUGUAGUACUAAAUAAUUUAUUUUAACAAUAAUUUCCUUGUCAAUGCUCAUAGGGCACUAUUACUUGUUCUUUAUACGUAUCUUCUCUCCAACUUCUUAACUGUGCCAUUACUGUACUAAAUGUAGCUAUAUUAACUUUCACAUAACUUUUCCAAAUGUCAACUUGGAGUUUUAUGUAGUAUGUUUCAUUGCCCUGAGGAACCUAUGGAGGAAGAGGCCUUGCAACAAUUAGUUUCAGAGGGUCUUGAUUAAAAAGGUACAUUCUAGCACCUGAUGUGAUGGAUGGAAUGGGAAUGUAAAAGAGUAGAGUAGAUAUUUUAUUGGCCAUAUGUGAUUGGACAAAGAAGGAAUUUGUCUCCAGUGCAAAAGCUCUCAGUGUACAUACAAACAAAGUAAUAUAAUCUUAAGAUACCAUUAGGAGAAGGUCAUUGAUAUGGAGAGAGCGAGCACACAGCCCUGGGGAGGGGGGGGGCACCUGUGCUAAUUGAAUGGGUAUUCAAUGUGAUUUUAUGGCUUUACCGGCCAGAAAGCUAUAAUUGCUGUGUGUUGGAGUUUGCUGUAUUACUACGUGUAUGUAUUUUAUUCCUAGUGUAUAUUGUAGAUAGUAUAAUAUAAACAACCAUUUAAUACAAAA
Protobothrops mucrosquamatus (brown spotted pit viper) is the source of this 2982-nucleotide messenger RNA. RefSeq names its product coiled-coil domain containing 43 (gene CCDC43). The transcript has 5 exons. The record is from RefSeq and is a predicted model, not a curated record. Bases 226 to 822 code for a protein of 198 amino acids. NCBI's taxonomy places the organism in Eukaryota, Metazoa, Chordata, Lepidosauria, Squamata, Viperidae.